GUGUUAGACAGUAACCUGGCUGUGCUUACCCUAUGCGCCAGACCGUGUUAUAGUUUUAUUGUGGUCUUAUUUAGAAAGAAACCAAGAAACAAAUUACUGUAUUCUAACAUAGUAAUAUCAGUCCGGCGUUGAUGGAGCUUGGCAGUGUUGACCCACACACGGCGAGCACGGUAUUGGAACUGAAGCGGAGAGUACCUAUCCAAUAUGAAAGGAAUGAGAUGCUAACGUUACACGUUUCAAACCUAAGACUAAGUUAUGAUUGACAAUGGAUAACAUUCAUGAAUGGCCUAACGGGAACAUUAAGAAAAAGUUUCUGAACCGAGUGUCUGCAGCCCUGCUCUCAGUAUGCAGGAAGGAUACUUUUGCACCAUUAUCUGCAAUUAAUGGGAUGCAUGUCAAUGGAAAUUUGGUCGGGUAAGACUGUUAAUCAAUAAUAUACUCUGAAGAAAGAAAUAUUUUUUCUGGUCUUGCUUUCACCUGAAAGCGGACAGCCCUGGACUGUGGAAAUCAUACCGGAUAACCAGCGACAAUGGAUUUGCUGGAGUGCCCAAUUUGCGAGUUCUUGAUUUGCGAGCCGGUGACAGUGUCCUGUGGGCACUCGUUUUGCCGGCGGUGCGUGGGGACCCACAUGCCCUUGAGAUGUCCAGUCUGUAAGGAGAGGUUGAAACUGAGAGACGUGAAAAACAUCAAAAACAACGUACUGCUAUAUAGUGUCCUUGAAAAGUGCUGCCCAGAGGAGGUAAAGCUGAGGAGCCUUUUACAGGAGCGACUUAAAGCCGGCGAGUUCACCCAGGCUUUUCGAAUCGCGAGUGAAGGAAUAGAUCGCGCUCCCGAGGAUGUGAGCCUGAAAGUGUGGCGGGCAGACGCCUGCGUGGGACUGCGGCGCUUCUCCGACGCCCUUCAGGAUCUGGACGACCUGUGCCGGGAGCGACCCAUGUGGUCCGAGGGUUUCUACCGAAAAGGGAAUGUAAUGCUGGAGAUGGGAAGACAAGCAGACGCCCUUUUCCAGUACCAUCGCUGCCUCAAACUGCAGGCGGACUUCAUCCCGGCCAAGAACCAGAUCAAAACGAUCCUAGAAGUGGACGGGGUGACGAUGCCAGAGGACACGGCCAGGCUGCUGCAGGUAGUCUGGGAGUACCUGCGUGACCCCUGUCCCAUCACCAGCUCGGUAGGACCCUCUCAGGGGGAUGGCCCGAGACUGGCCCGGGACGAGGAAGUGGACGGAGAUGGCCAAGGGGACACGGUGCAGGGCUCGUGUGAGGCGAAACACGCCACCAGCGCGGAGUGCUGCCUCAGUCUGUGCCAGGCCGUGUCCUUCCUCCCCACGGGCGAGGAGGACGAGGAGCUGAUGAUGAGGAAGGAGGAAGGGCAGAGGAGGGGAAGAGGUUGUCAGGACAGAGAGAUGUCCCUCAAUGUGCUCACAGUUUCGGACUUUGAGUGUCCCCUGUGCAUAAGGUUGUUCUUCGAGCCGGUCACCACCCCUUGCGGCCACACCUUCUGCAAGAGCUGCAUCGAGAGGAGCCUGGACCACAACCUCCGCUGCCCGCUCUGCAAACAGCCGCUCCACGAGUACCUCAAGAACAGGAAGUACAACCUGACCGUGCUGCUGCAGGAGAUCAUGUCCCGCCUCUUCCCCCAGCAGCUGGAGGAGAGGAAGCAGGUGCAUGAGGCCGAGAUUGCUGAGCUGUCCAACCUGACUAAGGACAUCCCGAUAUUCGUGUGCACUGUGGCAUACCCAGGCGUCUCCUGCCCGCUGCACAUCUUCGAGCCUCGAUACCGUCUGAUGAUGCGCCGUUGCAUGGAGACGGGCACCAAGAAGUUCGGGAUGUGCACCUAUGAGCCGGGAAAAGGGUUCGCAGAUUAUGGCUGCAUGCUGGAGAUUUUGGGGCUGGACCUCCUGCCCGAUGGCCGGUCUUACGUUGACACAGUCGGGGGAAGCCGCUUCCGAGUGCUAAAGAGAAGCCAGCGGGAUGGCUACCACACCGCUGACAUUGAAUACUUAGAAGACCAGAAGGUGGAGGGGGCGGAGCUGGAAGUGCUGCAGCGCCUCCAUGACAGCGUGUACCAGCAGGCGCGGGAGUGGUACCACCGGCUCAACGGCCGCAUCCAGGACCAGAUCAGCCGACAGUACGGGCCCAUGCCUGACGUGGAGAACGACAUUCAGGCGUCCACUGACGGGCCUGUGUGGUGUUGGUGGCUGCUGUCGGUUCUGCAGCUGGACCCAGCCUACCAGACCACCGUCCUGUCCCUGACCUCCCUGAAAGACCGGCUGGGGCACCUGCGGAUCGUGCUGGAGUACUUCUCCCAGAGCUAGAGCUCACCUGGGCCUGUAGGGUGGAGUGGAUGGCGGGGGGCCGUCCUGACAGAGCCAUGGCCAUGCGGUCUACUGCUCACACGCACACACACGCACACACAAGUAGCCUCUGACACACGUACCACUGACAGGCAUACUCUACCCCUAUAAUCUUUUUAGUGGUGGGUUCUUUAUUUUUUUGGCUCAGAUGGUUAUGUGUCUAUGGGUCUAUAUACAGGUAACAGAAAUUUAUUGUCAGUGUACAUGAAUACCAGUCUUUUCUCCCUGCAGGGAGUAGUGUAAUGAGCUCCUUAUUUCUGGUGUAUAUUAUUGUUUGUGUUAUGAUUGAUAUUACUGCCAUCCGUUGUUUAUGAUGAAAUGCAAAGGCGUCCCUUUUUUUGCAUAGAAAAAAAUUAUGCUACAUUGGCCUCUUUUGGUUUCUCUUUUUCUGUAUUAGAAGGACAGUUAUUGAUGUGGUUGAAUAUUUUGUGGGUGGAUUCAGUGAGAGAGAGAGCAUUACUGGUAAAAAUGUAUGCAGUACAAUUUGAAUACAGGCUUCUCGCCCAGACAGGCAGGCCUGGGUGUUGUGUUUCUCUUGACAUACACUGACAGGGGCUAGUGUAAUUGUACUGAGCCUGGGGACAGUGUGUUGGCAUUUUCAUGGGAGGCAGAUGGUUAGGGCGUCCUGGCCUGAUGGCACCCGCUUGCCAUGCCCAAAAGUGAGUGCCACUCUACCCCUGGACAGGCAGUCUCUGCCAUGCCACAGAAUUGCCUUUGGACCCCUGUAUGUCCAGCAUCUCUGCCACCAGUACUGGUAGCUUGGCAUCACAGGCAUUUCUCUUUUGGGAAUGUUUCGGAUUUGGGAAGCGAUACACAUGUAUUUCCUUUCUCUUACUUAAUUUUUAUUGCAGCAAUCCUUGGAACAUGUGCCCAGGGAGAUUGCAUACUAACUCACUACACAUAAAAACUUGAAACUGGGUGAAGAGCAAAUAAGAUGAUAAAUAUAUUUUACUACAUUGAUUGUGCCAUAGAUACUUGUGUGUUGAAAGGAGCCACCUGCAAAACCUGUUUGAUUUUUUUUUUUCAAAUACUCACAUUUUGUAUGCUGGAUUUUGAAUGAACAUGGGCUACAGUGGUCUACAUACCAUUUUGAAGACACAGUCUCAGAAAGGUGGACUCGGUGUUUCUAAGGCCCCGCCUUCAUUUGGGCCGUUUGCAAUGCGCUUUCUCUUCUGAGCAGCAAAGCUGAGCCUGUCUUAUAUAACCUUAAGGCUUUGUGGUGUAAGAGAGAACACAAAAAUGAAACAGAUAUGAGGACAAACUGCAGUGCGGUUGGAUUGAAUGUAGGAUUCUGCCGCAUUGAGUAGGUAAUAUAGAUUUAAUAAUUUCAAAUGGAAUGGCUUACGGGCGCUUGGGAGGAAGAUGCAUAAAGAUGCACAGAUUUGUUCCUCUAAGUGAAAGGUGACAGCAAAGGGCUCGGGGCCAGAGCCUUUUGGUCACAUUUUUAAUACAGCUUUAAAUGAUGGGGAUUUUUACUAAACCUUUCAAUGACAAUAUGUCAUUAGGAGGUUGCUGUGCCCUUGAAGAUGAAAGUGGCCAGUUUAACUGAAGUUGAGUUUGUAUGUUGUUAAUUAACACCACACGCACGUCUUAACUUGCAAUGUGCUUAUGGAAAUGCAGUGGGCCUCUUUUUAUUUCAAGAAAUGGAACUUUUUAGUUAACCAAUGCAAAAUGAUUACAGAAACAUAAAAAAGUUUGUCGGUACAGAUUUUAAGAGGGCAUAAUUGAUUGACAGGACUGAUUGAGUGCAUUUUUGACACAUCACAUCUCAGGAAGGAGCCAUUUAAUGCAGUCACUUAUGUUACUGAUAAUCGCUCAGCGCUAAUUAAUCAACUUCAUUUGUAACUCUUCCCUCACACUUCUAAUAAAUCCAAUAAGAAAUUCAACAGACGACAACAUAUUUUUGGUCUUGGGUUUUGGUUACCUUGAAACAAAAUAUAAAUGUCAAAUAUAAAGUAAUAAAUGUACUUUUGCUGAAAUGUCACAUAUACUACAACCACGCCAAAAAUAUCUGGUUCCAAAAGAUGUUUGUCUCUCAUGUCCCUUUGAAACAGUUUAGUUUUAUCUUGCCAACAACAUGUGUAGAAUUGUACUAUUCACACAUAUUGCUGUUGAAAUUGUAAAGAAACGUUUGUAAUUCUUUUUUACUGUUAUGAUUUGAUAAAUGUGAAACACAUUUUUUUUUUCAGUUAGUCUGUGAACUAUAGGUGGAGAAAUAACCCUUUACACACAGCACAUGUCUGAAUGUGCACCACACAUGAGAACACAGAAAAGGCCUUUGGAAUUUCCUGGAGCAAAGCUGUCCCCUGUGGAGAGUAGAAGCCACUCAUUUUUAAGGUCUUUUAAGGCUGUUUUUAAGGUCAUACAGGCCUGUCAAAUGUAGUUGCUUUUUCUGUGUGGCCUCAUAUAAAUCAUGGGUGUACUGGAGACUUGGAUUUUAAGAAGUCAACUUCUUUUUUUAAUUAUAUAUGUAUUUUUUGCACAGCGACUAUCAUUUAUUUGCAUGUCUUGUUUUUUUUAUGUUCUGGAACAAUCUCUUGAUUAUUUGUCUGUGUAUAUGCGUGUCAAACAGGAACAAUUUCACUGAAUUUGAAUAAUCUGUGGUGUUUAAUUGGUCAUGUUCAUGAGGACUAUUUCUUUCCCUGGUAAAUAUAACAGGGCACAGCAAUUCACACAUGUAACCAUUUUUUUUCCAUUUUUUUCUCAGCUGCAAAAUUUACAAUCCAUUACAAGACAGGGUAAGCAACCCUGGACCUGGAUAACCCCUAAUUUCCUCUGUUUCCAAACUCAUACAAGUGUCAUUAAACCCCUGUGUUACAGGGGUUUAAUGAGUAAGCUAAACUGGAUUGCAGUUCUUCAGUACAAAGGUUGUCCAGCCAUGCAGUAGGUCAUUAUGCUGUUGUGGAAGGAGUUGCACUCCAGUCACUAACAAUGAAGAUCAUGGUUUCAGUCAGCAGUCAGGUGAAUAUGUCCAUAUAUUCCUUGAAUACUCUGGGGAAUUGCUGAAGGUUGCAAAGGUGCAUUGCUUGUAAUAAUUAAAAAUGUCUGAGCAAAGGCCUUGUACAAAUUAUGUAAUGACAUCGAAUAAAUGUGU
Molecule: messenger RNA, 5447 nt
Organism: Megalops cyprinoides (Indo-Pacific tarpon)
Lineage: Eukaryota; Metazoa; Chordata; Actinopteri; Elopiformes; Megalopidae
Gene: lonrf4
Product: LON peptidase N-terminal domain and ring finger 1
Exons: 13
Coding region: 530-2314 (594 amino acids)
Molecular function (GO): protein binding
Source: RefSeq, a predicted model, not a curated record